AUGCAGAGAAAGAACUUCACAGAAGUGACAGAAUUCAUCUUCUUGGGAUUCUCUAGUUUGGGAAAGCAUCAGAUAACCAUCUUUGGGGUUUUUCUAACUGUCUACGUUUUAACUCUGGCUGGUAACAUCAUCAUUGUGACUAUCGUCUGCAUUGACCAUCAUCUCCACACUCCCAUGUGUUUCUUCCUAAGCAUGCUGGCUAGUUCAGAGAAGGUGUACACACUGGUUAUUGUGCCACGAAUGCUUUGCAGCCUCAUUUUUCAUAACCAGCCUAUCUCCUUGGCAGGCUGUGCAAGCCAAAUGUUCUUUUUUGUUAUCUUGGCCAUUAAUAAUUCCUUCCUGCUUACUGCAAUGGGCUAUGACCGCUAUGUGGCCAUCUGCAGGCCCCUGAGGUACACUGUCAUCAUGAGCAAGGGCCUAUGUGCCCAGCUGGUGUGUGGGUCCUUUGGCAUUGCUAUGGCAGUUCUCCAGGUGACAGUCAUGUUCAAUUUGCCCUUCUGUGGCACAGUGGUGGACCACUUCUUUUGUGACAUUUGGCCAGUCAUGAAACUUUCUUGCAUUGAUACCACUAUCGAUGAGAUAAUAAAUUAUGAUGUAAGUUAAUUUGUGAUUUUUGUGCCCAUAGGCCUCAUAUUUACCUCCUAUGUCCUCAUCAUCUCUUCCAUCCUUAAAAUUGCCUCAGCUGAGGGCUGGAAGAAGACCUUUGCCACCUGUGCCUCCCACCUCACUGUGGUCAUUGUCCACUGUGGCUGUUCCUCCAUUGCCUACCUCAAGCCCAAGUCAGAAAACUCUACAGAACAAGACCUCCUUCUGUCAGUGUCCUACACCAUCAUCACUCCCCUGCUGAACCCUGUUGUUUACAGUCUGAGAAACAAGGAGGUCAAGAAUGCUCUACGCAGAGUUGUGGGCAGAAAUAUUUCUUAA
Molecule: messenger RNA, 924 nt
Organism: Rhinopithecus roxellana (golden snub-nosed monkey)
Lineage: Eukaryota; Metazoa; Chordata; Mammalia; Primates; Cercopithecidae
Product: olfactory receptor 10J5
Biological process (GO): G protein-coupled receptor signaling pathway
Cellular component (GO): membrane
Molecular function (GO): olfactory receptor activity; G protein-coupled receptor activity
Source: RefSeq, a predicted model, not a curated record